UCAUAAAUAAAAAUAUAAUUUGUGGAAACGUAAGGCCAAUGUUGUUUCAAAAAAUAUAUGCAAAAAAUUAGCAAAUAAACCACAUGUCGCAAACAAUACGCUUUACGGCAGGAAACAGGCUGAAAUUUCUGCACAAACGAGAAGAGUGGACGGCAAUGCGCUUUGGACUCAACAGUGUAGAGGGACUGAAAAACACAAACUUAAGAACCGUCUUUGUGACAGUAGUGUUGGGUGCAUUGAUGCUCCCACUGCUGAGAACUGUGGGACUGCGAGCAUUCUCAAUGGCGUCGGAAACAUAUUCUUCUGGCACACAUUCAGCUGCUUUUGUCACCUGUCCUAAUGAGCAGGUGGCCAAAGAUCUGGCCAGAGGGAUGGUGGAGAAGAAGCUAGCAGCCUGUGUCAACAUUGUGCCCAAGAUCACAUCCGUGUAUGAGUGGCAGGGCAAGAUUGAGGAGGACAGUGAAGUCUUGCUGAUGAUUAAAACCAGAAGUUCAAAAGUUUCAGCCCUGGCGGAAUAUGUAAGGUCGAACCACCCGUAUGAGGUCGCGGAGGUGAUCAGCCUGCCCAUUGAGCAGGGAAACCCACCUUACCUAAAGUGGCUGGGUGAGACUGUGCCAGAAUAAAUGCACCUCUCGCCAAAAACACCCCUUCCCUGGCUGCUACCAUCUUCCAAAAGGCACCGAAUCCAUAUGCAGCAAUAGAUGGAAAGAAAGAAUCAGUCCGAAAGAAUUCAUAUAAGUAUUUCACAAACCUAUUUUGUUCUGUUUGUAUUGAAAUGGAAAUAAAAUUGUGCAAAAAAAAAUGUCCUUAAAGACUGUCAUAUAUAUGAGCCAUCACACGGGAGUCUAUUUCUGUGGUGUUUCUAUCAGACUUUAGAAAGCGUCAUACGUUUACUGGCAACGUGAGGUAUCUGAAUAAUUUCAUGUUGCACGUUCGCCGCUAGAUGGAGACAUUUCCCCGCUGUGCGGCGCUCCUCGCUAUGCUGAGGGAAGCUCUUCGCUGCCUUAUUUCAACCUUGUUUAUCUGAAUUAUACAACACUGGGUGCAAAUCAUUCUGUUUAAACAUGCCGUAUUAAUUAAGUGUUAUUAGUGUGCCCGGCGAUUUCUCUCUCCUUAGUACUGCAUAGAGGUCUAGAUGAUUCCGAAGAACACGUCAGCCAUAACUACUGUUGAGAGAAUUAUUAAAAUAAUAAUAAAUGUUUUAUGCUCAUAAAAUAUUUCCCCAUUCAUUUGAUUUAACUUUUGAGAUUACCUUUGGGGUUUUAUAAUAUAACGAUAGGACUUUAGUAUCCACAAAAAAUGGUAUGAUGCAGUUGAAAACAAAUGUUUCUUUUACAUUCAUAUGAAUUUAUUAAAAGUCUAGAAAUUUUGAGGCCAGAUUUACUAAACAGGGCAAAUUAGCAGGAGGACGCAAUCAAAGAAACAGCGCCAAUCUGAGUCGGAAGUUACGCGGGUGAUCUACUAAAAAUGCGCUACUUUAUUAACACAGACGCAGUUAGUAAAUAACGACCGAACCAAUCUACCAAUGACAGCGUAAAAAAGCUUUUUCUGGCCUUAAAUAAUGACGUAAUGCUCAGUAAAUUGCCUACAGCGUAGUACAUCACGUCGCAUGAUUCAUUUAAGAACUCUCCUCUCCCAAAUAUUGCGCUUUGAAAGGAAACACCUACACAUGCAUGUGCAGUAUGGCCACUGACGAACUUAACUGCGUUAACGCCUUUCUAGCGCUAACUUUUCACUGCGUAUCUACUAAAUCCCAACCGUACUAUUUUAACGUCCCAAGUGGGUAAAUCUGUCCCUGGAUUACAUUACCAUUAUUCUGGCAGGUCAGUCGUCACACAAAACACGCUGAUGUUUGAUUAGAAAUGUAAAUUUAUUUGAUAAUUUUAAGCGAAUUGGGGAUGUUAUAAACAACCAGGCAGUAAAAACCGAAACACAAAUCAGUAUGUGCCAUCCAGCUGUCAAGUGUUUUCCACACAGUUUAUACAGGUGAUGUCGCCCCUACUCAAAACCAUGGAUUCAUAACUAUUUGGGAAAUAUCUGUCUCAAAAUCACCUUGAGAUGACAACGUACUUCGCCCAUGCUGUCCAGGAGAGGACUGUUCAGACUCCAGAUGAGAUCUUUCUACACCAUACGCAGCAUUUCCUCCAUUCAUUAGCAUUGACUGUCAGAACUAAGUAGCAUAACAGUUAAAGAUUCAGACUCGAUAGAUUGUCAAUUUAAAGCACGAUUGUGGCUUUAGAAAUUCAUUCAUCCGUCUAUUUGUGGCCUAUUCCAGAACCUAUACAGGCAGGGCAGGGAAUGACCUAGGAUGGGGCGUCAACCCAUCGCAUGGCACAUGCAAUUCGGCAUCUCCAGUUCACCUUAGCAUGUUUCUGAAGCGUGGAGGUAAACCAAAGAACCUAGAGGAAAUGACACAAAUCAGGGUUCGAGUCUCCACCCUGGCUGUAGAUGUGUGUCGUUUGCUUUGAGACGUCACUCCACCUUAUUUGCUCCUGAAGAGGGCAUUAAUUUGGUAAAACCAUAACCUGCAUUGGAUAAAAGUGUUAACUGCGAUGCCCCAUAUGUGUGGCAGUAUUGUGUCAGAGUAUUUGUGAAGCGCACAAAAGCCAAUUAGCCCCAGAAGCAUGAUUGAGUAUGAAACAUUUUCUUCCCCCCAAAUAGAGACACCACCGUCAAUCUUAUGUUCCUAUGGGAACAAACUAGUCCAAAAGUUUAGAGAUAACUUAAAAAUAUGCAGCUAUUGGGACAACAAGAGUUAUACCCUUGAGCAAGGUACUUGACGCCAAUUUCUUGUACAAGAUAUACUGCAGUAUAAUUGGAAGCAAAGACGUGGUAACAGGGCACAGGAGAGGGGAGGCCACAAAGGGGGUGUCAGCUCACUGCAGCACACACACGCUAUGGGCAAUUUAUGUAAAAUCAGGGAGAUACGCGGGAAUUACAUCUAUAGCCCUGGAGAUGUGAGGCCGCAGUGCUGUUCACUGAGCCACUGUGAGAAUUAGGUCUAUUUCGUAGGAUUGCUUUAUCAGACUAGAUCGUUCUUAUCUCCUCUUUGAUUAGGGUGUGUUACUGUACGUUAAACAUUUUAACGCAAGCCUCAAGAUCUGUCUUGAUGCAAAAAUUAAGCUUUGACCAAAACCAUAUCAUUACUUCGGGGGGGGGGGGGGGGCAUAUAUAUAGUGCAUUUUUAUUAGAUCUAUGAUCCAUUGAAUAGAAUCGUCCAUUCCCACUUGUACUUGCUUCUCCAACUCCCACUUGCUCUCUAAUGACACCACACAACAUUCUCAUCUUCCCUUGCCUUCCCGACCAGCAGUCUCUUAGCAACAUGACUCACCCCCCCUCCCGAGCUUGACGUCGCAGAUGGAACGGACACCGGAGCACGUGUCGGCACGCACGCGCGUCUCCAUGUGCACAUCACACGCGCGGCAUGACGUGUCCGUCUGCUGCCUGGAUAUGGACGGUCUGCCCGAGCUCUUUUACUCAUCUUUGUGACAUUUACGUUCAUGCUGGUUGGACACUCUCUCUAGGAUAGACGUCAAAGACAAUAUGGGAGGUCAGAAGCCCCAGAAACACGGAGUGUGUUUUUUUUUUCUUUUGAUGGGCUUUAAUUGAUUUUAAUCAGCGAUUCUGGUGAUAUUUUACUUGAAACUCUCAUGUAUGAUGCAAUAUAGAUACUUUCAUAAAGCAUUAUAAUGGUCAAAAAAUAAGAAUUAACAAUGCAUUACAUGUUCUAUUAACAGCCAUACUGUAUUAUGGUGCUUAUUUUAAUUCUUCAUAAGCUCCAAUGAAGCUUCAUAACGCAUUAUAAUAGUCGGGAUAAGCAUUAAGUCAAUUAUAGAGGUAUCUAUAGUGCAUUAUGAACAAGAGCUUCAUGAAACAUUCAUAAUACAUAAUAAAUACAUAAUACGUAAUAAAAACUGUUACAAUGUGUUAUUCCUUUUAAUAAAUAUUUAUAGAACAUAUUGGCUUAAAUAGUUAAUCCGGAAGAUGGUCGUGACGUACGCAUCUUAGGAAAAAGUUAAUUUCUGCUCCAGUUUUUGCAUUCCAGAGGCUUUCCCUGUUUUCAUAUUUCUAAUGACUGACCCCCCCCCCCCCCCCCAGGGUCUCCAUAGCACAGUUUUGGGGGUAAAUUGGCACACCAUCAGUUAUAAUUACCCAGUUUAUGUGCCAAGUCAUGUUGCUAUAGUGGAAUGAUUUUUGAAUAGCUUCAACGUGUUCACUAAAAAAAAUCAUUAUUCAAAGUUGUCUUUUGACGGUGUUUUUCAGUCUGUUUUCUUUUCUCGUAGUGACUUUUGUUUCGGUGAUUAUCUCUACAUUUCGUCUGAGUGCACGAUGAGUUAUCAGUCACGCAGAUGCCUGGCGCGGUGCCUGUCUCUCGUCAAACAAUCACUUGACCACCAGGGCCUCCUGUUUGCAAAUUCAGGGCCGGAGCCUCUGUGCUGCUCAUUAUCAGCUGGGCGGCAUUGAGAAACAGGGAGUAACGUUUUAAUGUCGCCCGACAAGACACCUGCUUAUGGUGCCCGCUCACUGCUACUCCUUUUCACUUUUAGUGGAAAUGACCUCCUCCCCUCGGGGAAGCCCAUUGGGGGUGUCGAGUUUGGUCUCCGGAAUGUAAAAGCUGCAGCAGUAAUGACAUUAUUGCUGAGGUUUCUUUGUAAUGAUCAUCAUCUAAACGAAUUUAUCAACCAUUAGCAUGUUUCUGGUUGGGUGAUAUUCAGUGUAUCUGCAAGGCGAUGCUUUUAAUAUAUUUUUUUUUCAGUGGGGGUGUCAUAUACAUGCACUAGGGUUGCCACCUGUCCCAGUUUUCCUGAGAUCGUCCUCUUUUUUUGAGCAACAUUCUUUCCCGGGACAAGAAUACAUCUAGUUUAGAAUUUUGCAAAUAAAACCUCGCUUUGUUUCCUUUUA
This is a messenger RNA of Brienomyrus brachyistius, 4902 nucleotides long. Its product is annotated as protein CutA homolog. The coding region runs from base 84 to 623 and encodes 179 amino acids. Gene Ontology annotation, biological process: response to metal ion. The transcript has 7 exons. The record is from RefSeq and is a predicted model, not a curated record. Gene Ontology annotation, molecular function: copper ion binding. Lineage: Eukaryota; Metazoa; Chordata; Actinopteri; Osteoglossiformes; Mormyridae.